Mollisia scopiformis is the source of this 780-nucleotide messenger RNA. RefSeq lists its product as uncharacterized. Bases 34 to 780 code for a protein of 248 amino acids. NCBI's taxonomy places the organism in Eukaryota, Fungi, Ascomycota, Leotiomycetes, Helotiales, Mollisiaceae. The record is from RefSeq and is a predicted model, not a curated record. The transcript has a single exon.
CAAGUUCCGUGGUUUGAGACACAAACACAUUAUAUGUUCAGCUCAUCUACAACAAUAAAAUCUUCUUCCCAUAAUAUCCUAUUACAAAUUCUCCAAAUUUUCAUCAUGAGAAAGCCAUCAAUAACAUUCCCUCAGUUCCCCCAACUCCCACCGGAACUGCGUCUCUGCAUCUACAAACUCGCAACCCCUCCACCCCGCAUCAUAGAACUAGCCUGGUCCUCCAAAGCACGAACACUCGUCUCCCUCACACCUCCACCUCCACUCCUACAAACAUGCCACGAAUCUCGCCACUACCACAUCUCUAGAUACAAAUCUAUGGUUUUUGGCUACAGCAGUCAGAUAAUACUGGUUAACUUCGACCAGGACACGAUAUUCUUCGGGCCAGGCUGUAGACACCUUGUUCCGAGCGGAAGGUCUAAUCCUUGGGUAAAACAGAAUCCGAGAGUGAUCUGGGAUAUAGUCUCUUCCCUUGUUCUCGGAGAGAAUUUGUCUUUAGCAGUCUUUGAUCAGUGCUUCGCUGCCGGGAUUGAACAAUUGGAGACCCUUUGCAACACUUUGAAGCGAUUGGAGACUGUUAAGAUUGUUGGUCCACUUGGGCGUGGAGAAAUGACGGCAGAGGAAAAGAGAGUCAAAGAGCCGUUGAGAUUUGUCAGGUCUAGGGUGGUGGAGUGGGCUGAGAGGGAUGAGAGCACGGCUUGGUUCUUGGCUUAUGCGAGUUCGAGAAAGGAGGAUAGGAAAAUAAGCGUUGAGAGUGGAAGGGUUGCUCGAAAUGUUUUGUAG